Messenger RNA from Paramecium octaurelia, 1905 nucleotides. The record is from the annotation of a GenBank genome assembly. NCBI's taxonomy places the organism in Eukaryota, Ciliophora, Oligohymenophorea, Peniculida, Parameciidae.
AUGCAAUAAUUAUUACACGAAGGAGGGAACAGAAAUCCGAAAUAAAAUUAAUUUGAAUGGAGAUCUAUCACUCCUGAAAGAGAAUUUGGUUAGAUGUUGUAAGGUAAGCCUCUCAUAACUGAACCAAAUGAAAAUAAAUAAACAGCUAAAUCAAUGAGUUAGGAAAAUAACAUCAAUAAUCAUGAUUUCUAAUCAAAGCAAACCAAUUUAAAUAAGUUGUUAAUACCUGAUAGUUAGUAAUAGAAAUUUUAGAGGCCCUUGAAUUACAUGUAAACCUCACUAAAGAAAAUGUCAGAAAUUGGAUAACAAAUCAAUUCAAUAUUACAAAAGUUCAAAUAAAAUAGGAUCCACAGACCUUAAUCAGAUUUAAAUAUGUUUGAUAAGCAUUCAAUGAUGAAAAAAACAAGUUAGAAUGACAUAAGUCUAUCAACUAAUUUGAAUUUGAAUCAUAGUUAUAUUGAUAAUCGAGGGACUGAGACUGAACGAUCUUAUUUUCAAUACAAAAAUCAUAAGGAGAAUGGGAAGCAGCAAAGCAAGGAUUCAAAGGAUUAUCAAUUCAUAUUCUAAAAUAGUAAUAAUCAGUUUUAAACGAAUUCUUUAAAGAAAAUUAUUGAAAAGAAAAUAGCUUUAGCUAUGCAGACAAAUACCAAUAACAUCUUAUAUAACGAUUACAAGAAGUAAAUUAAUAAAGAAUCCUAAUAAGACAGAUCUUACAAUAUCUAAAAAUACAUAACAAAUAAAUUCUUAAGAAAUUCAUCAUGUUUAUAGCCAAAUGAAAAAAGUGAUAGGAAGAACAAAUAGAUGUCAAGUUAUUUUUCAUAGAAUCAUUACUCUAAAAGCUAAUCAUCCUUCUUAAUUGAGAGAGAAAACAGCAAAUCUGAAAAUACAACUAGUCGAAAUAACAGAAUUCGAGUCUCUAGUUAUAUAAAAACUCCUACUAAAAAUAAUAGUGAUCUAAUUAAACAAUUUAGUCCUCGAUUUAUUUCUUAGCAACUAUCAUCAUAUUAAGUUAGUUCUAGUAAGAUUAAUUCUUUGUUGUCUUCCAUGAACAAAGACAUAGAAAAGAUAAAAACAUAUAAUAAUAUUUAAAAUUUGAAUAUUUAUCAUAUAUAGGCAAUACCACUAUUUUUAAGUAAUGAUCCAAAUCAAACUCAUGUAAUUGUGGGGUGUUCUGACUUAUCAGUUCGUGCAAUCAAUUUAUACUCAGGUAGAAUUCAAGUCUUGGGGAAGCAUCAGAAACCAAUUAGAUCUAUUACUAAAAUUGUAAUUUAACAGAAUUUUAAAACGUUUUACUCCUGUUCUUUAGAUAACCAAGUCAUUCAGUGGGUGAGCGAAUCAAUGCAUGGCACCUAUCGAUUGAAACAUUCUUGGAGAAUGGAUGAAGUCCCUUUACAACUCUAUUAAACUGAAAAAGGAGUUUUAUAUAUUGUAACAGCCAAUUAUAUUUUCUAUUUUUCUUCAGUUACAAAAAAGCAAAUUGCAUAUCAUGGAGUAUUCAAUUGUAUGAUCUAAACAUCGAGUAAUAUUUUGGUUGCUAUUGAUAAUUUCAUAUACAAAUUAUAAGCUGAUUCUUUGUAAUUGGUUUGCACUUCAAAGAAGCCUAUCAAGAAUAUGAUAUACGAAGAAGGCCUACUUUAUGUACUUUAGAGGGAUGGAGCAUUAUUGAUUUAUGAAGAAGCAAAACAUUUAAAGUUUAACUCUGAAAUAGACAUUGGAGCUAUGAAUAUCUUUAGCAUGCAAAAUGGCCAAAUUAUAAUACAAACAAAUGAUAGCGAAUUUAUUGUUUAUUCUUAGCAAAUAAGCAAAUCUUAUCAGAUAGAUGGUAAAAUCAAAUGUCUAUUAGCAUUACAAUAAAUGUUAUUAAUAGGAAGUAAUAAGAAAUUGAUUGAAACGCUAAAAUUUUGA